Hymenoscyphus albidus is the source of this 399-nucleotide messenger RNA. The record is from the annotation of a GenBank genome assembly. Lineage: Eukaryota; Fungi; Ascomycota; Leotiomycetes; Helotiales; Helotiaceae.
AUGACAACAGCUCCUUCCCGCCGAGGUUUAAGCGGGCUAGUACUGGUAUGCCACGGAGAUACCUCCUUCCAAAUAGGUCCCACAACUCCCACAACUCCCAACGACCUUGACAUCCCUUAGACAAUCAUCACCAAGGGCACUUCGCCGUAUCGCCAGAAGAACGAAGCAAUGGCGCCUGCGGGUACAGCAACUCUCGAUACCCUUCCUCCCGAAAUUCUACUCAAUAUCCUCCGCCACACCCCUCAUAACUCUAUGGCCGCUCUUGCGUUGGUAUCCAAGAGCAUUCACCCACAUGCAAACACCCUGCUCUACACAUAUGUUCAUUUUGAUGAGAGAAAUGAUGAACGGGCCAAAUCGACUUAUGAGGACAUCGACGACGACGACGAUAUUUUUCUAUGA